Molecule: messenger RNA, 558 nt
Organism: Paramecium pentaurelia
Lineage: Eukaryota; Ciliophora; Oligohymenophorea; Peniculida; Parameciidae
Source: the annotation of a GenBank genome assembly
AUGAUCUUAGUUAAUGAAAUCAAUUAAUCAAAAAAAUAUGUGAUAAUUCUAGAAAUGAUAAAGUAGGAGAACUAUAUGAAAUUUAAUAAAUUAUUCAAAGAGAUGCUAUAUUUUAUUAUAUAGAUAAAAGGUUAAUUAAAUCAAUUUUAAAAUGAUCUAUAUGAAUAAGUUCUUUUUAUUAAAGAGAAUUGAAUGAAUAAAAUUCGGAUAAUCAGAAUUUAAGAGAUUAUUAUAUUAUUAAAGGGACUAUUGAAUUAAAGAUUUAGAAUUUGAUAGAGAAAGAUUCUUAGUAUGAGUCCAAGAUUUUGAUAGAUUAGAAAAUAAAUUCGGUAGAUAAAUAAUUGAAUUAGAAAGUGAAUUGGAUAGAGUUAUAGUUUAAAGAUGUAUUUGUAUCAUAAAAAAUGAUAGGAAUACAUAUUUUUGAUACAUAGCACAUCCGAUUGGAUAUAAAAUUUCAAGAGUAGUGCCUUUAUGUCCUCCUUGUUAAGAUAAAGAUGUUAUAAAAUUAAGGAAGGGUCUUUUAUUUUUGAAAGAAGAAAAAGUUAGAGCACCAAAUGA